UCUUGUUCCAACAACCACUCGCGACUGACAAACCACCGUUGUGCGUUCAGUCGCUACUUCAGAGACGCAUUGCAGCUUUUCUCGUCGCUGUUGCCGACAAUGGAGCUCAUUCCGGGAAUCCUGCCUCCCUCGAAGGAGAACUGGGAAUUGAUCGUGUGGGGCUGGCAGUUCUUCCCACUGUUCACAGCAACCCAAUGGUUCAUCGACUACUACCCCCAAGGCAAAACCUCAGUAGACUCCAAAUGGAACCUCCCAGGAAAAUGGGCCUGGCUCAUCAUGGAACUCCCAGGAAUCACAAUCGUCAACUACUGCGCCUGGGUUCUACCUUCAAAGCUCGGUUUAACUGAAGGACUUCCUUGGGCGAACUGGACAAUGAUCGGACUCUACUCGAUUCACUACAUCUACCGAGCAAUUCUCUCCCCGCUCUGGCUCAAUCCUUCCAUGUCGCCGAUUCACCCCUUCGUAAUGGUCAGUGCAUUCAUCUGGCAGACGAUCAAUGGUCUCUCACUCGGAGGUUGGCUCGCUGGAUAUGGUCCCACUACAGUCUGGGACUGGGCUGGAAGGCUCUACAUGAUCGAAAUCGGCCUCGUGAUCUGGGGCUGGAGCUUCCUCGGCAACAUUUUCCACGACGACGACUUGCGAGAAAUCCGCCGAGCCGCGGCCAGAAGACAAAAAGCGCAAGCGGAGAAAGAUGGAAAACCAGUCGCUGGGACUGACAAACUUUACAUGAUCCCGAAAAAUGGUUUAUUCCAUUUCAUUCUGUACCCUCACUACCUAUGCGAGUGGUUCGAAUGGGCAGGAUUCUGGAUGAUUGGCGGACUUGACUGCGUUCCUGCCAGGACCUUUCUGUUCAACGAGAUCUCUACGAUGUUGCCGAGAGCGCUGAGUGGGCACAGGUGGUACGUGGAGAAGUUCGGAAAAGAGAGAAUCGGCAAGCGAAAGGCUAUAAUUCCUGGUCUCCUUUGAGAGAAGAAGCCAGCACUAUGGUGGGUAUCAACUAAGAACGCUCAAAAAAUGCUGAUUGAGAAGUGCAAUGAUGCUGCAGCGGAUUUUACACGCUUUCAAGCAGCAGAUGCUCGCAUCAUCUGCUGCAUUAAUAAUGCUUUUUUAGCCUCACUUCACAUCAUGUCUGAACACCCA
Messenger RNA from Cercospora beticola, 1140 nucleotides. RefSeq lists its product as uncharacterized. Gene Ontology annotation, molecular function: 3-oxo-5-alpha-steroid 4-dehydrogenase activity. The record is from RefSeq and is a predicted model, not a curated record. Gene Ontology annotation, biological process: steroid metabolic process. Gene Ontology annotation, cellular component: membrane. NCBI's taxonomy places the organism in Eukaryota, Fungi, Ascomycota, Dothideomycetes, Mycosphaerellales, Mycosphaerellaceae.